GGAUUCUGUGGUAUUCGAUGAAGAUCAGGCUUGGUAUAUCAUGUUUCAACUACUGGAAGGCUUGGAUUACUGCCACAAGAUGAAGAUUAUGCACCGUGAUCUUAAAGCUUCAAACCUACUGCUCACUCCAACUGGUCAUCUAAAAAUAGCCGAUUUUGGAUUGGGCAAAGAGAUCAAGGACGAUAAAGAACAUUUAUACACAAACAAUGUCGUGACGAUAUGGUAUAGACCUCCUGAACUACUUUUAGGACAGGAGUCCUAUGGACCGGAAAUAGACAUGUGGAGUGCCGGGUGCAUAUUUGGUGAAUUGCUUAUGGGCAAACCCGUAUUCCAGGGCAAAGGCGAUCAGGUGACCAUGGAAAUCAACCAACUGGACGUAAUCGCGAGGGUUUGCGGGACACCAACAUCCUCCAAUUGGCCCAAGUGUGUGCUGUUGCCCUUUUUUGGACGGCUCAACUCCAACUACCCUCGACGAGUAAAAGAACACUUCGAGAAGCUCUCUAAAUCAGUCGUUGAUAUGUUAGAUCAGCUGUUAAAACUAGACCCCGAAGAACGCUGGACGGCCGAGAAGGCGCUCGAAUUGCCAUAUUUGGUCGAGCUUAACCGCAAAUUUCUGCGGGAAGGGCCCCCGGAGUUCGGGAACACGCUGCCCCGUGACUCAUCGCACGAGUGGGAGGUCAAAGACAGGCGCAGAGAACUACGGAAACUCAACGCCACCCACACCCAAUCCAAUGCAAGCAGCCAGCACAUGCCUGGUAGCAUGGGCAGCUACACCAACAGCGCCAGCGCUACCACCAACCACAGCAACACCAACAACACCACCCACGGUUCUAUUAAUAGCCAUAACUCCGGUUCUAUAAAUAGAACGGACCGGCUCGGGUCCCCCUCGGGGUUGGCCCAGGAAUCACCGUCGCUGCUGCCGCUCGUAGACUCGGGUGGCCGACCCAAUUCGGCCAAGCGGUUGAGAGGCACCCAAUCAGAAUCCCUGUCCCGUGCCAGUGCGCGAAUUCGGGACAGUUCUGCCGGUACUAAGGGUCCGGUUAGUGGUGCACCUGGUGUAGAUACCGCCAGGGCCGGUAGUACCGAACCUCUCAAGUGUACGAGGACGGAUACGGAGGGGUAUGGAGAUACGCGGCAAAUGGGGAGUGGCGGGGGCAGUAGUGACAGGGUCAAGCAGGUCGCUGGCCGGACCAAGGGGGGUGUGGAUGGUAAUAUGGGCCAGGAUAUACAUGCGCGUACUGGGAAAUGCGUGCAAUCUCUCACCGGAGGUACUGGGAGUAAGGUAGAUCCAAGUAGUGUGCAGACACGCAUGGAUGCACCCAGUUUACGGGGCAGGACUGAGAGUGUGAGAGAGAGGCGGGGCAGCCGAGGACCGUUCGACCCGCGGGGUGAGAAGGGGGUCAGUAUUAGUAAUAGUAACAAUAAGAGCAACAGCAACAGGCAUAUCGAUAAUAUAAAUAACACGAGCAGAGAUACCGCCGCAUGGCACGACGAAUUGGAUAGCAUGCUAGAUGACACCACCCAGAGCAACGCAAAGGACAUGAACAGUCCCGCUAUCAAACCGGUACAGCGCAACAUCAACGGGCAGGCCGAUACUGCGAGAAAGACUGUAACGGCUCCUGCUACGUUUAGUGUAGGGGUUAGUGUGGGGGGGUCAGAGAGGCGUAUAAAUGGGUUGCCUAUGAGUCUGAGUGGGCGCUUGGGGAAUCUGAGUGCGAAGGGCUCUGCAGGUGGUCCCGCAAUGGAUACCGGUACGGCGUCUAUAAAUAGAUUUGCGGGGGUGGUGAAGAGACUGGGCCCGGCGGGUAAGAAUAUCACACAGUCCAUUGACCGCAUGGAACGAGAGAGGCAGAAACGGGAGAAGGGAAAAGGUAAGAAAAAAAGGAAAAAAAGAGUUCGGUACAGUUCAAGUUCUAGCGGUGAGUCAUUCGGCCGGAGUAGGAGCAGGAGCUACUCCAGAAGCAGAUCUAGAUCACGUGACAGAUCGCCUCGAUACGCGCACACACACCGGGGCGGGCCCAGCGGUAGUAGGUACAGAGAAAGAGAUCGCGAUUCUCUCAGUAGAGAACGGGAUCGCGAUUCAUAUGGCGUCAAACAGAGAUAUAGGGAACGAGACAUAUCCCCUCCCAUGCACAGAAGGCGGCACCGUGGACAUUCCAGUGAGGGUAUGUAUGGGAGUCCUAACCCUUCACUACGGCCGUAUCAGCAUGAACCGCCAAUUCGCCAUCCCGAGCCAUAUAUGGGCACGCACGUGCUACCCCCGGGGAUGGCAGCCAGGAGAGGGUUUGGCGGAGAACCACGGUAUGCUGAGGAACGAGGCCGUUCGAGUGCGCGCGAGAGUCGCACAAAGCCUUACGGCAGGAGAAAGCGGUGAAUAGUACAUGCGUUUGAAUCGGCUGGUAUAUGCUGAAUAAAGAUGUUUGGUACUGAUUGCUGAGUUAAUUCACCAGGUUGUCGGUGUGUCAUAGAUUCAGUGGUGGGUUUGUGUGGAUGCUAAAAGGCAGGAAAAUGACUCAUACUGGCGUCCGGCUUCCACGAGAAGCAAAGCAUAAGGCCCGUUUGCUGUGUUUUUGCAAGUGUC
Molecule: messenger RNA, 2581 nt
Organism: Sphaeroforma arctica JP610
Lineage: Eukaryota; Ichthyosporea; Ichthyophonida
Product: CMGC/CDK/CRK7 protein kinase
Exons: 5
Coding region: 41-2374 (777 amino acids)
Biological process (GO): positive regulation of transcription elongation by RNA polymerase II; protein phosphorylation; transcription elongation by RNA polymerase II
Cellular component (GO): cyclin/CDK positive transcription elongation factor complex; nucleus
Molecular function (GO): RNA polymerase II CTD heptapeptide repeat kinase activity; cyclin-dependent protein serine/threonine kinase activity; cyclin binding
Source: RefSeq, a predicted model, not a curated record